ACCUGCCUGGAGACACCUGACUUCCCGUGUCUGGCGUGGUCAGGGACCAGGGCAAGGACUGGGCUGGACGCCCUGGGGGGAGGCCGGCCCAGGGCUUGAGCCGAUUUGACCCUCAGGAGCUGUCAUGGGGUUUUGGACUGGACCUUAAGGGCUCUAGGGGCCUGGAUUUGGAGUUCUAGCCUCCCCUUGGCCUGUUGGUGGGGGGCGGGCCAUGGAAUCCAACCUGCAGGGCCCCUUCCUGCUGAACAACACGCCGCUGGCCCAGUUCUCGGAGAUGAAGGCACCUGUGUGCCAGUACUCCAUGCAGAACUCCUUCUACAAGCUCAGCCCCCCGGGCUUGGGUCCCCAGCUGCCGGCCGGGACCCCCCACGGCAUCACGGACAUCCUGAGCAGGCCCGUGGCCGCUCCCAACAGCAGCCUCCUGCCUGGCUACCCCCACGUGGCCGGCUUCGGUGGCCUCGGCUCCCAGGGGGUCUACUACGGCCCCCAGGUGGGGAGCUUCUCCAAGGCGGGGAGCGAGUACCCCACCCGGACCCGGAACUGCUGGGCGGACGCGGGCCAGGACUGGCGAGGCGGGCGGCAGUGCGGCAGCACCGCGGACCCCCUGGGCGACAGCAUCCACAAGAAAAAGCACACCCGGCCCACCUUCACGGGCCACCAGAUCUUUGCCCUGGAGAAGACCUUCGAGCAGACCAAGUACUUGGCUGGCCCCGAGAGGGCGCGGCUGGCGUACUCGCUGGGGAUGACCGAGUCGCAGGUCAAGGUGUGGUUCCAGAACCGGAGGACCAAGUGGCGGAAGAAGAGCGCCCUGGAGCCCUCGUCGUCCACGCCGCGGGCCCCGGGCAGCGCCGGCGCGGGCGGGGAGCGCGCGGCCUCGGAGACCGAGGACGACGAGUAUAACAAGCCCCUGGACCCCGACUCGGACGACGAGAAGAUCCGGCUGCUGCUGCGCAAGCAUCGCGCCGCCUUCUCGGUGCUCGGCCUGGGCGCGCACGGCGUGUGA
This is a messenger RNA of Budorcas taxicolor (takin), 1003 nucleotides long. It is a transcript of the gene NKX6-3, whose product is annotated as NK6 homeobox 3. The transcript has 3 exons. Gene Ontology annotation, cellular component: nucleus. Gene Ontology annotation, biological process: regulation of transcription by RNA polymerase II; cell differentiation. Gene Ontology annotation, molecular function: DNA-binding transcription factor activity, RNA polymerase II-specific; RNA polymerase II cis-regulatory region sequence-specific DNA binding. NCBI's taxonomy places the organism in Eukaryota, Metazoa, Chordata, Mammalia, Artiodactyla, Bovidae. The coding region runs from base 212 to 1003 and encodes 263 amino acids. The record is from RefSeq and is a predicted model, not a curated record.